AAAUCAAUACUCAAAACCCGGAACCACCGAUGUCAUUUCAUAUUGCCAGGAAUAAAUUCCCACCGCCGGAUUAAUAUACCCUAUAGGAGAGCUCCGUGAGCUCAUCGAGAAGUUUAAUCCGUCACCGCAUACUGACUUUUCUACGGCAGAAAAAUAGUCUCCAAAAAAAAUUAUCCCGCGACAAUUGAUUCCCACGCAGGCAUAUUCAGAAUGGGGCCCAAAUCUUUGGCGGAGCAACUUGCUGAAUUGGAAGAUCCGACUCCGAAAGAUUUCGACCCUGAGGAUUUGGAGCGCGGUGGUGGUUCUGAUAGUGAUGAGGAGGGUGAGCGUGUGACCGAUUCGAAUGCCGGAAGGGAGCAUUAUCAGGCUGUUGGGAAAGGGAAGCUUCGCAAGCAGGACCCUGUUAACCUAGGGAAACAAUACGCCGGUGCAAAAGUCAGUCGAGAUGCGCUCGAUGCUGAAAGCGACGACGACCCGUUCAAGGCGCGAUCUAGCGAUGAGGAGAAUGGUAGUGAGGAUGAGGAUGAGGAUGAAGACGAUCUUGAGUUAGGAAGCGACGAGGAUGAGGAAAUGUCGGAAGAAAGUGAUGGGAAGCGACCGCAAAAAUCCCGAGUAGCUCAGCAGAAGGGUCCUCAAGGAAGGAUUGCUGACGAUAUGGGAUCAGAUGAUUCUGAGGAACUUGAGAGCGAUGAGGAUUCGGAAGCUUUUGACGAGGAUGACAUGGAUGACGAGAUGCCCUCCGACGAAGACGAAGAGGAUGAGGACGAAGAGGAAGACGAUGAAGAUGAUGACGAGGAAGUCUCUUCUACUCGUCGUGUGAAGUUCGACAAACCCGCAAAGUCUGACGAUCGGGAGGAACUGCGCAGACUCAUGGCUUCCGAUCAAAAAUCCAUCACAGCUACUAUAUCACAAGCCGCUAAAGCCGAUGCAGCCAAAGGAAGGGCAGUUAAACAGCAGCGUGCGACUUUCGAUGCCCUACUGAACACCCGUAUCAAGCUGCAGAAGGGUCUGACCGCGAUCAAUCAACUGUCCGUCACAGCCAAGGAGGAGGAGGAUCUCGAUGGUGAAGCUAUCAAGUCCGCUGAAUCUGCCGCUUUAACCCUCUGGUCCACUCUUGAAGACCUGCGACUCGCUCUUGCAGACGCACAAACUCAGGAUGAAUCGAAGAAGCGGAAGAGACCUUCCGCAGUUACGCCAAGCACAUCUUCAGCUUCAUUGUGGAAGCGUAUGGUGGAUCUCGAAUCCGACUCCGUUGCCCACCGCCGAUCCAUCCUCGACAAGUGGUCGCUCAAGGUGCGCGGGUCCAACGCUAUGGUCCCUAACGCUCGUGGAAAGCUUUUGGGUUCGGCCUCCAGCGGACAGCAGAACAUCACUGCCGUUCUAGAUGCGCAGAUUGCAUCCGAAUCUGGCGACCGUGCUGCUAAACGCGCGCGGAAAAUUGCCGAUGAAGACCAGGAGCCUAUCUAUGACGAUACCAUCUUCUACCAGUCUCUCCUCCGGGACCUCGUCGAGCAGCGCAUGUCCUCCUCUGACGCUAUUACAAACGGCAUCGAUACAUUGCAUAUUCAGCUGCCUUCACGAGGAGGCCUUUCCAUCCAUCCUGUGACCGGUAUGCGCAAGGACAAAGUCAAGAGGGAUGUGGAUACCCGUGCGUCAAAGGGACGGAAGAUGCGGUUCGAUGUCCAUGAGAAGUUGCAGAACUUCAUGGCACCGGAGGAUCGAGGCACAUGGACUACUCAUGCUCGGGAAGAAUUCUUUGCUUCUCUCCUUGGGAAAACUGCAAGCGGGAUGCUCGGAGAGGGUGAUGAUGAGGAUGCUAGCGCUGCUGAAGAGAGUGAUGAGGAUCGUGAGGAAGGUGGAUUGAGGCUUUUCCGGAAUUAGAAGAGAGCGAAUAUUGGACUGUGCGGAAGAUAUUUUGGAUGUACACUUAGGCUAGUAAAAGAGGUUGCAUAUAUACAUACCAGGGUCUUUGCUCACAUCAUUCAUAUUUAUCCUAUAUUUUGUUAUCAAGUAGUUUACAUAAGUUCCACAAUAUAUAGUUCUGUUUGAUAUGUUUGUGAGAUGAGUAUGAACCUAUGUCCACAAGCCUGAGGCAAAA
Molecule: messenger RNA, 2098 nt
Organism: Aspergillus alliaceus
Lineage: Eukaryota; Fungi; Ascomycota; Eurotiomycetes; Eurotiales; Aspergillaceae
Product: AATF family protein
Exons: 3
Coding region: 211-1881 (556 amino acids)
Biological process (GO): maturation of SSU-rRNA from tricistronic rRNA transcript (SSU-rRNA, 5.8S rRNA, LSU-rRNA)
Cellular component (GO): nucleolus; nucleus
Source: RefSeq, a predicted model, not a curated record